UUGCCUAUGGUAUAAUAUAUUUUUUAUUUUAAAACUUAAAUUAAUAUAUUAUAAUCUGAAGUGACUAGUGAGUAGAACAAUGGUUGAUAAUAGUAUAAUAGCUAGCGAAUACACAUCAAUAAAAUAUAGUUCAAUGGCGACGUUGGCUCAAUUGUUGGCUACUAUAGCACAGAGUUUUCUGUCAAUCGGUUUGGGUAUGCAAUUAGCAAUAUCAGCAAUUGUUAUUCAUCACUUGUACGGAAAUACUAAAAGCGAUUUCUCAAUAUCACUAAACGAAGCAUCUUGGUACGGGAGUAUAUUGUUUAUAAUUCACCCAUUCGGAUGUUUUCUAUCGGGGAUUCUACAAGAGAGGUUCGGAAAAAAGAAUUGCAUGAUUCUUGCAAACAUUCCUAGCAUCAUCGGCUGGACUUUACUGUAUUUAGCUCACUCGUCGUUUUUUCUCUACGCGUCGACACUUUUGAUGGGAUUCAGUAUAGGCGUUGGCGCUGGUGCAGUACACGCCUACGUCGGAGAAAUAACAGAACCAAGACUCAGAGGAGCCAUGGCUUCACUAACGAAUACUGCAGCUUUAUUUGGGAUAAUGAUAACUUUUACUUUGAGUUCAUUGUUUGACUGGCGAACUGUUGCACUGUUGAGUAUUUGUUGUCCAAUAAUUUGUAUAUUGUUAAUAAUUUUUAUUCCAGAAUCUCCCAUUUGGUUAAUCGCUAAAGGUAAAAACAAAAAAGCUGAAAAGGCUCUGUGUUGGCUAAGAGGAUGGGUAGACUCUGAUACAGUUAAACCUGAAUUAUUUAAACUAUUACAUUAUAACAAUAUAUCUGGAACGAUUGGAACUCAAUAUAGCAAUGUUGUUACAAGCGAUAAUAAUAGUUUACUGUCAAAAAUAGCCCAAUUCAAGGAACCAUCGGUUUAUAAGCCAAUGAAGUUAAUAAUGAUUUAUUUUUUCACGUCUUAUGUAAUUAACCUUACUGCUGGCAAACCAUUCAUUGGUAAAAUAAUGACAGAAGUUGGUUUGCGAGAUAACCAAAGUAUAUAUUUGAUUAUUUUUUCCAUUUUACAAAUGGUUGGGAGUGUGAUAUUGAUUUUAACAAUACGUCGUUUCCGGAAAAGAUUUUUGUCGUUAGUAACGAUAUCAAUGAACUCUAUUUUAUUAUUAUUAUUUAGCGUAUAUAUUGCGGCCAUGAAAAACAAUUAUAUUAAAUCGACGCAAUGGAUUCCUUUAACAUUAAUCGGCGGUAUUUAUCUAUCUAGCGGUUGUGGUGUAGCAUGCAUACCCUGGAUGUUAAUUGGUGAAGUGUUCCCGAACAAAAGUCGAGGAAUUGCUACUGGAGUAUGUGCAGGAAUGUCAUAUUUACUUUUGUUUGCAUUAACAAAGUCAUAUCUAACAGUUGAAAUGUUUUUGAGUAUUGAGUACUCGAUGCUUCUUUUUGGUUGUAUUGGUAUUUGUGGAUUAGUAUAUUUUUAUUUUUAUUUGCCAGAAACUGAAAAUAAAACGUUAUUAGAAAUCGAAGAAUUUUUUGCAUCGGAUCAAAAGGUCGAACGUAGAUAA
Messenger RNA from Rhopalosiphum maidis (corn leaf aphid), 1546 nucleotides. Its product is annotated as facilitated trehalose transporter Tret1-like. Gene Ontology annotation, molecular function: transmembrane transporter activity. The transcript has 6 exons. Gene Ontology annotation, biological process: transmembrane transport. Gene Ontology annotation, cellular component: membrane. The record is from RefSeq and is a predicted model, not a curated record. NCBI's taxonomy places the organism in Eukaryota, Metazoa, Arthropoda, Insecta, Hemiptera, Aphididae. Bases 80 to 1546 code for a protein of 488 amino acids.